Phalaenopsis equestris is the source of this 2401-nucleotide messenger RNA. Its product is annotated as cationic amino acid transporter 9, chloroplastic. Gene Ontology annotation, molecular function: amino acid transmembrane transporter activity. Bases 68 to 1783 code for a protein of 571 amino acids. The record is from RefSeq and is a predicted model, not a curated record. NCBI's taxonomy places the organism in Eukaryota, Viridiplantae, Streptophyta, Magnoliopsida, Asparagales, Orchidaceae. Gene Ontology annotation, biological process: transmembrane transport; amino acid transport. Gene Ontology annotation, cellular component: membrane. The transcript has 9 exons.
AGCUUCUAACAAAACCAAACCCAAUACGUCUUCUCUGCGACGCCACUGUUCUCAAGAGAAACCUCUGAUGGCCGCCGGCAUGAGAGGCUCCACCUCAACCGCCUCACCGCCAUCCUCUUCCCGCUCUUUCUUCUCAGGCUUCUACGCAUCCGCUCUCCGUAGGAAGAACCUUCUGCGCUCAGGCGAAGAGCACACCAACCAUGGCGAGGCCCUCGUUCGCGGCCUCGGCCUUUUCGAGCUUCUGCUGUUGGGGAUUGGGGCCUCCAUUGGAGCUGGGAUCUUCGUCGUCACUGGUACGGUUGCUCGCGACGCUGGGCCCGGUGUUGCCAUUAGUUUCAUUCUUGCUGGAGCAGCAUGUGUGCUGAAUGCCCUCUGUUAUGCUGAGCUUGCAUCACGGUUUCCUGCUGUAGUUGGCGGCGCAUAUUUAUAUUCGUAUACUGCAUUCAAUGAGAUUACAGCAUUUCUCGUCUUUGCACAGCUAAUGUUGGAUUACCAUAUUGGUGCUGCAAGCAUCGCACGCAGCCUUGCCAGCUACUGGAUAUCUCUUUUAGAGCUCUUUCCAUUUCUUAAAGGCAUUUUUCCUAGCUGGAUUGGGCAUGGAGGCUUUGAAGUUUUUGGCGGAAUUAUGUCCAUCAACAUCUUGGCUCCGAUACUUUUGCUUAUUUUAACAGUAAUUCUUUGUUGUGGAGUUAAAGAAUCAUCAGCAGUAAACUCAUAUAUGACUUCAUUAAAGGUGAUAAUUGUUGUAAUAGUCAUUCUUUCUGGUGCUUUUGAAGUGGAUGUGUCUAACUGGUCGCCAUUCGCUCCUAGUGGAUUUAAAGCAGUAGUCACCGGCGCCACUGUAGUUUUCUUCGCCUAUGUUGGAUUUGAUGCAGUAGCUAAUUCUGCUGAAGAAUCUAAGAGACCUCAGAGGGACUUGCCCAUCGGUAUCAUAGGAAGCCUCCUUGUGUGCGUGUUCCUUUAUGUUUUCGUCUGCUUGGUUUUAACUGGGAUGAUUCCAUAUAAAUUUCUCGAUGAAGAUGCUCCUCUGGCUCAAGCUUUCAAUGCUAAAGGCAUGCAAUAUGUUUCCAUUUUAAUCAGUGUUGGGGCUGUUGCAGGUCUUACUACAACUCUCCUUGUCGGUUUAUACGUGCAGUCUCGCUUAUAUCUUGGCCUGGGACGGGAUGGUCUGCUUCCUUCAAUUUUUGCCAAAGUACAUCCCACAAGACACACCCCUAUACAUUCUCAGAUAUGGGUUGGCUGUGUUGCGGGAAUUAUGGGAGGCCUGUUUAACGUGCACUCCCUUUCACACAUUCUUUCGGUUGGUUCACUGACUGGUUAUUCUGUUGUUUCAGCCUGUGUCGUUACACUUCGUUGGAAGGAUGUGGCUGCUGGCCAAGUCUCUUCGAGGCACAUUUCAUCUUGGCAUGAAGGGGUUGUUUGUCUUUUAGUUGUUGGUUGCUGUGGCUUCGCAGCUGGAUUUUGCUACCGCUUUAAUGGUUCGUUUGUGUUAUUGCUGAUAGCUGUAGUGAUUGCAGUCCUAGCAGGAGUAGCUCUUAAUUUUCGGCAAAUUUAUGAGAAUCCACCAGGCUUCGCUUGUCCUGGUGUGCCGGUCCUCCCAGUUGUGAGCAUCUUUGUCAACAUCUUCUUAUUUGCACAGCUGCAUGAAGAAGCAUGGAUCAGAUUCGUUGUCGUGAGCAUCAUCUCAAUCGCUAUUUAUGCCGUUUAUGGACAAUAUAAUGCUGAUCCUGCGGGUUCUGAACAAGCUAUAUUCUACCAUAGGGCUUCAGCUUCAGAUGAGUAGCAAUACCACAGAAUCACAAUCACGGAGUUGUUUGCAAAUUCCAAGAAAAAAUCCAAAUAACUUACACAAAAGAAUUGACAGGUUCUAUAGUGGGAAAGUAAAGUCCACAAUAAGUUGGGAACCAAAGCCGGAGAGGAAAUCUAUCAAUAACAUGGAAAAUUUGAUUAAGAAGAUUGGCCCACAUAUCAAAGUAAGAGAGCAAAAUCUCUUUAGUGCACGAUACAAACUAAGAAGAGAGGCAAAUGCGACAGAGUCGAGUACUAAUCUGAAGAAAAAUAUCUAUCAAAAGGUAAUUUACGGGAUAUUCAAGCAGUUGAUAUAUUAAGAUUUCUGUCGAACCGGAUAUGUAGAAGAUCAAUGGAAGAAGUUAGAAAAGUUUGAGGUAAUGUCUAAAACAAUUUGUGCGAGCAAAACAGUAUGGAAUUCUGACAUUAGUCGAGUAGUUUGAAAGUAAACCUUGCAAAUGUACAAGCUUUGAUGAAGUUACACCUUGGCAUUUUAUUCGCAAAUUACAAAUCACUGAUCCAUUCAAGGCAAUAUGAUGGCAUGGCCAUAAAGUGCAAGAAUCAAAUAGAAAAAUGAAAGCACUAAAACCAUUGAAUCAUUAAAGUAAUGAUC